Messenger RNA from Linum tenue, 2023 nucleotides. Lineage: Eukaryota; Viridiplantae; Streptophyta; Magnoliopsida; Malpighiales; Linaceae. The record is from the annotation of a GenBank genome assembly.
AAAGGCGGUAAUCGUAAUAGCAGCGAGCAGCCAUGGAAGCCUACGCAAGUUCUGCUUCUCUUCCAUCCCUCAUUUGUUCCCAUCGAUCCAAACCCAAAUUCGCGAAUUCCCAUUCCAGUUCCGUACCUACUGCGCCUUCUCAGCCAUUACUUCGAACCACUACAUCGUCCAAAUUCAAGCUUUUCUCUUCCCCUGUUUCAGUGGAAGUACCACUCGAAGCAGCCGACGCCUCCGCCACCGCCGCAUUUUCCUCCGGCGAUGAAGAGAAGUUCGACUGGUACUCACAGUGGUAUCCAGUCAUGCCAGUGUGCGAUUUGGACGAGAGGGUCCCACAUGCGAAGAAGGUGUUGGGGAUGGACGUGGUGGUGUGGUGGGACAGGAACGAGAAUGCGUGGAAGGUGUUCGAUGAUAUGUGCCCUCAUCGCCUGGCUCCGCUAUCGGAAGGAAGGAUUGAUCCAUCGGGAAGGCUGCAGUGCGUUUAUCACGGUUGGUGUUUUGAUGGCUCUGGCGACUGCAAGCUCAUCCCUCAAGCCCCUCUUGAUGGUCCUCCAGUUCAUACAAGUAAAAGGGCUUGUGUUGCAGUGUAUCCAGCAAUAGUGCAUCAUGACAUCGUUUGGUUUUGGCCAAACUCUGAUCCUCAAUACAAAGACAUCUUUGAGAAAAAGAAGCCUCCUUUCAUUCCAGAGCUGGGUGAUCCAUCAUUCACUAAGAUUAUAGGAAACCGCGAUGUCCCUUAUGGGUAUGAUGUAUUGAUAGAGAAUCUUGCAGAUCCUGCUCAUCUUCCCUAUGCACAUUAUGGGCUGGUACCAACACAGCCAUUGAAGGGUAUAUUUUGAUUACUGACGAGCCAGUCACUUGAUUUCAUUUUCGGUAUGAUUUGUGAAGCUACUCAAGUUGACUGGAAGUCCCCGUUUUUACCAGAGAAGCGUGAUAAAGAAGGGGGAAGACCAGUUGAAUUUACAGUGAAGAAACUAGGCGUAGAAGGAUUCGAUGCAGAACUUGGAUUCGGCUACAGUAAAUUUCAUGCACCCUGCAUAAUUUCUAUCCAUACCCAUAUACCUUCUAGGCCCAAUGAGCCAUCUAUAGAGCGGAAGACGGCAUUGGUUUUCAUGUGUAUCCCUGUCAGUCCAGGCCAUAGUAGAUUAAUCUGGGUGUUCCCGCGAAACUUUGAUGUUUGGGUCGAUAAAGUUCUACCAAGAUGGAUGACCCAUAUGGGGACAAACUUACUGCUGGACUCUGAUCUAUAUCUUCUCCAUAUUGAGGAGCGCAAAAUCAAAGAAAUCGGGCCUGAGAAUUGGCAGAAGGCAUGUUUCUUGCCUGCCAAGUCCGAUGGUCUGGUUGUUGGCUUUAGACGAUGGUUCAACAAGUAUGCGGAUAGUGAAGUCGAUUGGAGAGGCAAGUAUACGGGCGAACUUCCUCCAACCCCGCCGAGAGAACAACUUAUGGAUAGGUACUGGACCCAUGUGGUGAACUGCAGCAGCUGCAACUGCGCGUACAAGUGUCUGAAUGCUGCCGAGAUCAUUCUCAAGGUCGUUGCUGUUGCCAUAAUUGGUGUUGUUGCAGCAACCAAGCAAGGGGUGAUCACAGCUUCCACAAGAACUGGGCUGGCGAUAUUGGCUGCGUUGUGUUAUGCGGCUUCCAAGUGGCUGGCUCAUUUCGUGUACGACAACUUUCGCUACCACGACUAUAAUCACUCGUUUCCUGAAAAAGUGAUGCUCUUUCUUCGCAUUUUUGGGCUAGGCAUCGCUUUGUAGUCGUAAUUGACGUUGAGAUGGUAAAUGGGUUGUUCGUGAUCUCUACCGUGGUACAGUAGAAUUCGAAGCAAACACCAUAUCUAGUGUGUAUGAUAAUAAAGUAAGCCAGAUCUUGAAAGCAUUACUGUUGCAUAAUGUGAUGUUGGGCCAAUUAAUGUACAGCAACAUCAAUAAUUUGUCUCCCCAACAGUGCACCCAUCUCAAGAGUCAAAAAGAGUCGGUUUCAGUCAUCUUUCCGGUAAAGCAUGGCAUCUCAUCACAUCUCUUCG